UUGCGUGCACUUUGGAACGAGAUUACUGAAUGUUGGCUUUUGAACGGGAGCUACACACUACAGGAAGCGCGCUGAAGGACGGUCUGCAGAGGUGGCUUCUGAGUUAUGCUGAUUAAAGAUUAUAUUAAAUAUACUGUAAUUACAAUGUUGCUGUUAAGAAGAGUUGUUGUUGUGGCAGGGAGUUACGUUAGUAAACCUGCCGUCUCCUCCUGUAAGAACAAUCUCAAGCACUUGUGCAAUUUCAAGACCUCCUCUGCUGUAAUGGGACAGACCAUAUCUCAAGAUAAGGUAGUUUCCUAUGAGCAGCUGAAGAAGAUGCUGGAGAGCCACAACAUCCAGCUGUUUGAUGUGAGAAGCCUGGAGGAGUUCCAGGCAGGAAGGAUUCCGAGCUCCACCAACAUCCCCUUGGGUGAGCUGGAUCAAGCCUUGAAGAUGGAGUCCGAGACUUUUAAGAAGUUGUUUAAAGUAGAGAAACCUGAAAAGCAGGACAGCAACAUUGUCUUCCACUGCCAGUCAGGGAGGAGAAGUGCCACUGCCCUAGAAACUGCAGUGAACCUGGGAUACACCAAGGCUCAACAUUACGCUGGAGGCUACAGCGAAUGGUCCCAACGUGAGGGAAACUGACUUGGUCAUCAAGGAUUAUAAUAAUGGGGGUGCAUUUUGAUCGGUGCGUUUACACACACAUGCAGUUAUGAAGUAUUGUAGCUUGAAUACUUUAUUUAAAAUCAAUUCCCAAUUAACAAGCACCCAAGUAUGUUGAGCUUUUGAGGUGUGUGACGUCCUCGGGGAUGUUUACUCAACACACGAGAGGACAGGGUUCAUUUUCACAUUAGUAGAGUAUUGGGAAUACAUUACUGUUUGCUUGACCUGUGGAGCUUAACCACAGCCAUUAUGCUGUUCCAAAUUCUGUUAUCCAGUGUUAAGUACUUCUUGUGAAUAACAAAAUCAUUGAGUUUGCAUGUAAACGUUUAAAGUAUCGCAGCUUCUAAGUGCUCUAAAUUAAUUUGUAUUGUUGCAAAUUAAUACAAAAAUAAAUUAACUUUUAAUCAGAGGAUUUAAUCAGAGGAACCAGUUACAAAACAUUUCUUAGUUUUAACCCCUUAAGGUACAUAAUGAAUUGAGCACUUGUUGUUCAAAUGGUUUCUUCUUCUUAAAAUACAUUUGAGAAUGACUCGGGUAUCACAAGGGAACUGAAAAUUUGGAUGAUCAGAUCCUACCUGCCAGUAAAUUUUAAACCUUGUUUCGUGCAAAAAUAAGAAAGUUAGCACCAUUUUAUUUGUGGGACACAUAUGUCUCUUGUACCUUAAAGGGUUAAACUGUAUAUGAUUUGUGUUGUAUGAUGGGUACUGUAUCGGAUCGUGCCUUAGCUGGAGUUUACAGUGUAGAAGACUAAUUAUAAAAUACAGUGUAAAUAGAAAAAAAAGAUCAGUCAAUCAUAUUUUAUUUUAUGAGUCACGAGAGAAUGAUUCUGAAAGGUAAAUAAAAUAAAGUUUCAAUAAUGUAA
Molecule: messenger RNA, 1504 nt
Organism: Acipenser ruthenus (sterlet)
Lineage: Eukaryota; Metazoa; Chordata; Actinopteri; Acipenseriformes; Acipenseridae
Product: thiosulfate:glutathione sulfurtransferase-like
Exons: 4
Coding region: 106-624 (172 amino acids)
Cellular component (GO): mitochondrion
Molecular function (GO): thiosulfate-cyanide sulfurtransferase activity
Source: RefSeq, a predicted model, not a curated record